AUUCGAUUCAUAUCCCCCUUCGAUCUCGCUCCCGUGUCGAUCUUAAGGCCGUGGCAACCUGUCACAUUUCCUUCCCCCAGAUUCCCCCCCCCCCAAAAAAAAAACUCCCCUGGUCGGUUUGAAUCUGUGUUUCGCGUAUUUCUGUCGAUCCGCGCCGCAUACGGCACAGCAUCGACAUGUCUGGUCCACCGCCGACCAGCGUGCCGGUCGAUCCUGCCAGGGCGGCGGAGAGCAAUCUGGGGACGAUACUGGGCGUCACGGGCGCCAUCCACGCUCUUGCCGUCAUCACCGUCUCGCUGCGGGUUUACGUCCGGAUCAAGAUCGUCAAGAGUCCCGGGCGAGAUGACUGGACCAUGGUCGGCGCCGUGAUUUGCGCGUUUGGGGGAUGGCUCAUCUUCGUCCUCGAGGGACCGUACGGGCUCGGCCGCCAUCAAGAUACCAUCGCCGCCUUGGAUCUCAUGAAGCUCAACCGAGUCAGCUUUUGGCAGUCCAUCAUCUCCGCCACCGCCGCCAUGGCACUGCUCAAGAUCUCCAUCGCCCUGAACCUGCUGAGACUCAGCCCGAGCCGCUGGUACACCUGGUCUCUAUGGAGCAGCAUAAUUUUCGUCUGCGCCUACAGUUUCAUGGGAUGGAUGACUUUCUUCCUGCACUGCCGACCGAUGGCGAAGCACUGGGACCUUACUCUCCCAGGAGAGUGCUAUCCCAUCACCCUCUUCGUGACUUUCGCCCUCAUCAACACUGCAUUCAACAUUUUCACCGACGUCCUCUUCGCCAGCUUCCCCAUCCCCAUCAUCUGGAAGUUGCAAAUGAAGCGCAAGGUCCGGUUGUACCUGAUCGGAAUUCUGAGCUUGGGAUACCUAGCCGUGGUGAUGGGCAUCCUCAAGGCCGUGUACCAGAUUGCGUUUUCUAAGGAGCAGGACAAGACAUUUAACCAAUGGGUUCAAUUCUGGGGAUUCCUCCAACUCAACAUCGGCAUCAUCGCCUCCUGCGCCCCCUCCCUCAAGCCCAUCGUCUCCAAGGCCCUCAAGCUGUCCGACUACUACCCGUCACCCGGCUCGCGGUACGGCUCGCGCGGGACUGGCGGCGUGCGCACCAUCGGCGGGACGAACCCGCUGCGGUCCAAGCAGGAGCAGCAGCACCGCGACGGGGGCUACCCGCUCCGCGACCUCAGCGACCAGCGGUCGGAGGACGAGCUCGAGUUCGGCACGGGCGGCAAGGCAGGGGCCGCGGGCGGGCAGGGGACCGCGCGCAGCACGGCGACGGUCACGUUCUACAAGCCUGGGGCCGGGUACGAGGGUGAUGGGGAUCGGUCGGGGAGCGAGGAGCUGAUCCUGGAUGGGAGGACGAGGGCGAAUGAGUUUAGGGGGGGUAUCCUUCGGACGACGGAGGUUACUGUGCAGUGAUUGUGUGUGUCACGGUUGGGUCAAAUUAGUUUUACCAGUUACGCUGCGGCUACUGGGCUUCUCUUCUUCUUCCUCCUCGGUUCGUCAGCCAUUAUUACGUGCACUAGAGUCUUCAUAGAAUAGCGAUCAAUGACAUGGAUGACACCAUCGUGGUUCACAAGCAGAUGACAAUGAAUCCCCCACCAGUUGUCGGGAGUGUCUGUCGGUCACCCAACCCAACUAACUAACCAGGUACAUUUAUCGGUCGGUUCUCUCGGGUACGUCGGCAAUCCCCCUGCAAAGUACUGUGGUAAUCGAAGCUUAGGGAUCCGACGAGUCGUGCGAUGAA
Messenger RNA from Phialemonium atrogriseum, 1731 nucleotides. RefSeq lists its product as uncharacterized. Bases 177 to 1403 code for a protein of 408 amino acids. The transcript has 7 exons. NCBI's taxonomy places the organism in Eukaryota, Fungi, Ascomycota, Sordariomycetes, Cephalothecales, Cephalothecaceae. The record is from RefSeq and is a predicted model, not a curated record.